GCUCCCCCUGGCGGCUCACCGUCAGACUGCAGUCUGCAGCAUCAACAGACGCAGCAGAAACAAACUUCCAGUCGCAGCAUGGAUUUCAACAUGAAGAAACUGGCUUCUGGCGCCGGGGUGUUCUUCACACGGGCGGUACAGUUCACGGAGGAGCGGCUCGGUCAGGCCGAGCGGACCGAGCCGGACGCGGACCUCGAGCGGCUGGCGGGCCGCGCCGACGUCACCCGGCUCUGGACCGAGAGGAUCUGCCGGCAGACCGAAGUCCUGCUGCGGCCCAAUCCCGUGGACUACACUGGUGUCCGGAUGGAGGAGUUCCUGUAUGAGAAGCUGGACCGCACGGCGCCGCAGAGGCCAGCCAGCGGCCAGCUGCUAGGCCGCCACAUGGAGGACGCCGCCAGGUCCCUGGGCCCAGAGCUGGCCUACGGCCGAGGCCUGCUCCUGGUGGGCGCGUGUGAGCAGCGUCUGGGCCGGGCGGAGCGGGAGUUCUCCCAGGUCUCAGCCGUGGCUCUCAUCGGCCCACUGAGAGACUUCCUGGAGGGCGACUGGAGCCUCAUCACCAAAGAACGCCGUCUGCUGGAGAACCGCCGUCUGGAUCUGGACGCCUGCAAGGCCCGACUGAGGAGAGCCCAGGCCGCCGAGAGCAAGGCUGCAACGCAGCCUGACUUCCAGGAGACCAGACCUCGGAACUACGUCCUCUCUGCCAGCGCCUCAGGGCUCUGGACCCAGGAAGUUGAAAAGGCUUCUGGUCUGCAGGCUGGAGAUGAGCUCCAGCGAGCGCAGGCGGAGUUUGACCAGCAGGCGGAGGUCACCAAACUACUGCUGGGGGACAUCAGCAGCACACACGUGAACCACCUGCGCUGCCUGCACGAGUUUGUGGAGGCCCAGGCAGCGUACUACAAGCAGUGUCACCUGCACAUGGAGGACCUGCAGAAGGAGCUAGCGUGCGGCUCCGCGGGGGGCUCUGGCCAGCAGGGGGAGCAGAGUGGGGGAGGGGGGGACCCCCCCAGCCCCCCCCCAGGAAGCCGCCGCGCCCGGGUCCUGUUUGACUACGACGCGGCCGACGCCUCGGAGCUGUCGCUCUACGCAGACCAGCUGAUUACAGUGUAUACAGUGCCUGGGAUGGAUUCUGAUUGGCUGAUCGGAGAGAGAGAAAACCACAGAGGAAGAGUUCCUGUCACCUACCUGGAGCUGCUCAGCUGAACACACACACACACACACGCACACGAACGCAUACACAUACACACACGCUCUAAGACUGAUCCUAGUCAGCAUGUGAUGGGACUGAUGUUAGCUAACAUGUGAUGGGACUGAUGUUAGCUAACAUGUGAUGGGACUGAUGUUAGCUAACAUGUGAUGGGAUUGAUGUUAGCUAACAUGUGAUGGGACUGAUGUUAGCUAACAUGUGAUGGGACUGAUCCUAGUUAGGAACAGUCCCAUCACAUGUUAACUGACUUUUUUGUGUGCAUUUGUCUUCAAACACAGCAGAGCCAAACUGCCCAGGUCCCCUUUUAGCCAAUCAGAGAAGUCCACUAACCUGCCAUGGGAGCGCUCUGUCUGGAGGGGGGGGGUAUCCAAUAAUAUAUAUAUCAUUGAGGUUACUAAUAAGGAUUAUUGUUAAUGUUAUGUUUUAUUUAACUUUGUGCCACGGAUGUGCAGCCUACUUCUGGAACCAGACAGUCUGGUCAUGUGAUGUUUACAUAUUUAUUUAUUUUGCUGCUCUGUCUGUCUGUCUGUCUGUCUGUCUGUCUGUCUGUGCGUGUGCGUGCGCGUGUGUGUGCGCGUGCGGGCGUUUGUGUUUCUCCUGUCUGUAUUGUAUAUGUAUGUAUUUUCCCGGAUUACGCUUUCAAUUAAAAAAAACUUAAAAAUAA
Molecule: messenger RNA, 1868 nt
Organism: Gadus morhua (Atlantic cod)
Lineage: Eukaryota; Metazoa; Chordata; Actinopteri; Gadiformes; Gadidae
Product: endophilin-B2
Exons: 12
Coding region: 79-1200 (373 amino acids)
Biological process (GO): membrane organization
Cellular component (GO): cytoplasm; membrane
Molecular function (GO): protein binding
Source: RefSeq, a predicted model, not a curated record